This is a messenger RNA of Hydra vulgaris (swiftwater hydra), 2759 nucleotides long. NCBI's taxonomy places the organism in Eukaryota, Metazoa, Cnidaria, Hydrozoa, Anthoathecata, Hydridae. The record is from RefSeq and is a predicted model, not a curated record.
GCUAUCUAGUAUUUCAAUAUGUUUUAAUAUGAUGUAAUAAUUAGUACACAAAUAAUUCCCAUAGGAUAUUAUUAAAGAAUAGGAUCAUUCCCUAUGAACAUUGUUAGCGAUUGAUAUUUUUCCCUCUGGACAAUAUUAUUAGUUGGUAUAAUUCCCUAUGGAUUGGUUCACAAUAACUCCAUUUAGAAAUUUUGAAGGAAAAAAUUUCUAAAUGGAAUUAUUUGUGCACGACGGAAUUCUAAUUUGUGCACGAAGAAAUUCUCGUUUAAACGGUUAUAAAAGCCGAAACGGUAAACUUAGAUAAAAUAUUAUACAAGAGGGAAUAAUGACUUCAUAGAUUUUUGAUGCAAGUGUAACAUUUAGUAAAAAUUUAGUUAAAAAACUGAUUAUUUCGAAAUUCAUAUAAAAAUUGGUAAAACAGCUAAAAAAAAGAUGAUAGGACAGAAUAAGAAAAAACAGAAAAAUACAGAAAGGUUGAGGUAUAUUUACCUAUUGAAGUACACUCUGAGGGAGUUACCUCAGAGACAGCUUCCAUCUAAUGGUGAUAUUCUUAGAUACUAUCAAUUUAUCCUUCGCUAGUCACAAGUUAAAUACAAACCCACUUCUACUAAUGUUGGUUGCAAAUUGAAAUCGAAAUCCAAGGAUCUUGUUUGUGAAAAUGUUGUUUGAAGAACAAGCUAGAUAAGUUGACAGAGAAAGAAUUAGAGAGACAGAAAAACUUAAAAGAUAUCAAUGAUGUUCUGUUGUCACAUGACUCCAUGAGAGAAGAGAUUCAAUUCAGCAGUGAGGAAGAAAAGUCAAAUGAGGACUCUGAAAUCAGUGAGGAAGAUGAUUUCCUGGGUAAUGGUCGGAAACGCAGGUACAAUUCUGGAGAUAGGAUAAAUCUAGCAGUGAAUGUUGAAAAGCUCAUUGAAUGUACUGCUAUUCCAGCAACAAGGUUCAAUGUUGGUGUACGACCUCAUCUGGCAAUUUUAAGUGAAGUAUUUAAAGUUGGAGGUAUAGAAAUUAAUGAUAUACCGCUUUCACGAAGCACACUUCAUAGAAAAAGUUCAAAUAUGUAGAACUUGAAGGAGACUCGGAGUGGAUUUCAAUAUCUAAUCAUCUUAAAGGCCAACGGCUUAUUCUUCAUUUUGAUACCAAACUGUUGGAACAAAUUACCACUGGGUUUAACAUUAUUCAAAAAAUUGAGUGACUUGCAGUCUCAGUGAGUUCCCCGGAUGACGAUACCAUGGAAGACCAUCUUUUAGGUGUUGCUGUGAUACAACUGCAAGCAAUACAGGCGGAGUAAAUGGAGCAGUCCAAAUUCUUACAAAUAUUUUGAAAUUACUAAUUUUGUGGAUGUGUAGGAGACAUAUAUAUGAAGUACAUGUAUCUCACUAUAUGGCUGCCCUUACUGGUGAGAAAACUAAAGGUCCAAGAAGAGCUCUUUAUGUUAAGCUAAAGAACAAGUGGCCUGAAAUCUGUGAGAAAGUGAAUGAAGUGAAAAAUUUAUGUAAAUUGGACUGGCAAAGAGAUGAUCUGAAGAUUGGCUCUGUUCUUCGCACUGUUGCAGAGGAAGCUAAGACAUUUUUGAGUAAUGCAACUACUGAUAUAGUGUUUUCAAGGAAUGAUUAUGGUAUAGUUUGUAAGCUUGCCUCCUUCUUCCUUGGAGUGGAAGUACAAAAUUUUAAGUUCCAUCAACCUGGCACCUGCCAUGAGGCAAGGUUUUUAGCAGAUGCAAUCUACAUCCUGACUCUUUAUAUGACUAAAGAUAUCAGUAAUAUCUUAACAGAAAAAGAAAUGCUGCAGUUGAAGGAUGCAAGUUUGUUCAUUGCAAUUUGCUAUGUUCCAUGGUUUUUAAAAAGUUUUUUAGGAUUUCUGGCUCCCUACAAUGAUUUGAAAGCUAUCCAGACAGCCUAUGCAUUGAGAAAAGUUAGUAAGAAUAUUGGAAAUGCUUUGCUUCUCAGCAUGGGACGCCAUACGUGGUACUUAACUCCGCAACUCUGUGUUUUUUCCUUUGGGGAUAAAGAAGUUCCUUCUGAAACAAAGCUAAGAAUGCUGUUAGCUCUGAUUGAGUUUGAAGAGCCAAAUGAAUUUCAGCGUUGUAAACCAUCAAAUGUACAAUUUGGAGAGACCACAGAGCUACCUGAGUUGAUUUCCGAGCAAAGCUACCUUCUCUUCAAACAUUUUAAAAUAUCAAGAGCAAGUAUAAAAGAAUGGCUUAAUAAUAGUCUUAAUACUAUAGAUGUUUUUAACCAUCCUCAGUUGCUAGAUUUUAUUGCAUGGAUCAAAAACAUAUCUGUUGUAAAUGAUGGUGCAGAAAGAAACAUUAAGCUCAUUAAAGAUUUUAUUUCAGCUACUAGAGAUGAAGAUCACCUUCAAAAUGUACUUUCUGUAGUUAAAAAGUCUAGAAAAAACUUGACUAAGACUAUGACUAAAAAGGAGCUUGGGAACUGUUCAAAAAGUUGUAUUUUUUGAGAAAUGUUUCACCACAAUAAAAUCUUAAAUUUGCUAAUAAAUAUUAGUUUUUUAUGUAUUUUUUUUGUAUUUUCAUAUUUAUAAAUAUAAUCUAUCAAGUUAAAUAGUAGAAAACAAUUGGAAAUGAUUUAUACCCAUCUAAUUGUUUUGUUUUAAUUUUCUAAAAUGUGUUUUCUAUUAAUGUUAAGCUAGCUUAACAUUAAAACUAGCACUUCCUGUCAAAAUAAAACCGUCAAAUUUUUUUUAGUACUUAUUUAGGUCACAUAGAAUGGGAAUCAGUAGAGAGCUUUUUUUUUUUUUUU